This is a messenger RNA of Striga asiatica, 2725 nucleotides long. The record is from the annotation of a GenBank genome assembly. Lineage: Eukaryota; Viridiplantae; Streptophyta; Magnoliopsida; Lamiales; Orobanchaceae.
GUUUCAGCAUGAAUAUAGACUUUCCAUUAUUUUUUUGUUGAUUUAUGGAAAUUAUAGAUUUUUUUUCUUCUUGUUAAUUCAUGCCCCCUUUGUUUCUUUCUCUGUGUCUCCUCUCUUUCCAGAACAGAAAUUAGCUGUUUAAUGUCACGUGAUAUAAACCAUAUCCCUCAUCAGGGGACACUCAUCAUCGAUCUUCUUCAUUACAAUUUCAACUCCAAAAGAACAACACAAAAGGAGCUUUCACCCGGGGGAAAUUACAGUACACCAACACGGACCACACCCAAAAAAAAACCAAAAAAUAUAUAUAAAAAAAAAGAACCCAAUAUUUAAACAUCAAGAACAAAUUGUUUUCAUUACCCACCAAAUAAAAUAGUUGAAGAACUUGAAAAACAACAUGGGUUGUUUAACCGAGAACCUCUCUUCAUUUUUCAGCAAUAGAUGGCUGGUUUUCGUGGCUGCAAUGUGGAUACAGUCUUGUGCUGGGAUUGGGUACUUAUUCGGUAGUAUUUCCCCCACGAUCAAGAGCUCCUUGAACUACAAUCAGAGGCAGGUGGCCCGAUUGGGCGUGGCUAAAGAUUUAGGUGACAGCGUGGGGUUUUUAGCCGGUGGGUUAUCUGAGAUUUUGCCCUUGUGGGGUGCUAUUCUCGUUGGUGCUUUACAGAAUUUUGUUGGGUAUGGUUGGGUUUGGCUUGUCGUCACUGGUAGAGUUCCUGUUUUACCGCUGUGGGCUAUGUGCAUUCUUAUCUUCGUGGGAACAAACGGCGAGACAUACUUCAACACGGCUGCAUUAGUUUCAUGCGUGCAGAACUUCCCUCGAAGCCGUGGGCCCGUUGUGGGCAUCCUAAAGGGCUUUGCCGGAUUAAGUGGCGCUAUCUUAACCCAAAUCUAUGCACUAAUCAACUCCCCUGACCAAGCUUCACUCCUAUUCAUGGUGGCCGUGGGGCCCACAAUGGUCGCCAUUUCCCUCAUGUUCAUCGUUCGGCCAGUUGGCGGCCACAGGCAGAUAAGAUCCUCAGAUGGCUUCAGCUUCUCGAUUAUCUACAGCAUUUGCCUUCUUUUAGCUGCUUAUUUGAUGGGUGUCAUGCUCGUGGAGGAUCUAAUCGACUUGAGCCAAAAUGUCAUUACUAUAUUCACACUAGUUCUGUUCGUACUCGUGCUGAUUCCCAUUUUUGUCCCCGUCACGUUGACUUUUUUCUCGCGCGAGCCGACUUCGACAUUAGACGAGUCACUUUUGCCCGACUCGCUGAAGCAAGAAGAAAAUCAGGAUAUAAUAUUUAGCGAGACUGAGGAGGAGAAGCCCAAGGAGAUGGAUUUGCUCCCGGCUUUAGAGAGGCAGAAGAGAAUUGCGCAGCUUCAGACGAGGUUAGCUCAGGCUGCAGCUGAAGGUGCGGUUAGAAUCAAGAAACGUAGGCCCCACAGAGGGGAGGAUUUUACGAUGAUGGAAGCAUUGAUAAAGGCCGAUUUGUGGCUCAUUUUCUUUUCGCUUCUGUUGGGUUCAGGCUCGGGAUUGACCGUGAUCGAUAAUUUGGGGCAGAUGAGUCAGUCGUUGGGGUAUGAUAACACGCAUGUGUUUGUUUCCAUGAUCAGCAUUUGGAACUUUCUUGGCCGAGUUGGUGGAGGCUACGUCUCGGAGAAAAUCGUCCGGGACUAUGCAUAUCCAAGGCCUGUGGCCAUGGCCACUGCCCAAGGCAUAAUGGCUAUCGGGCAUUUCUUCUUCGCCAUGGGCUGGCCGGGGGCCAUGUACGUGGGCACUCUUCUCGUCGGGCUCGGUUAUGGGGCCCAUUGGGCUAUAGUUCCCGCUACUGCCUCCGAGCUGUUUGGCUUGAAAAAAUUCGGGGCUUUGUACAAUUUUCUGACUCUAGCUAACCCAGCUGGAUCUUUAGUUUUCUCAGGCCUUAUAGCCAGCAGCAUAUACGACCGAGAGGCUGAAAAGCAAGCUCGUGGGCAUAAUCAGUUACAACGCAGUUUGUUAUCUUCGUUUUCGAGUUUCGUUCGUCUCGACGAGCCUUUAAAGUGCGAUGGCGCGAUUUGCUUCUUUUUAACGUCCUUGAUUAUGUCGGGCUUUUGUAUAGUUGCGGUUGUUUUGAGCAUGAUUCUCGUGUACCGGACAAAGCCUGUCUAUGCUCACCUCUAUGGUGGGUCCCGCAGGUAAGUCGAGUCGGGACAAUGUUGAAUGAGGAAAGUGGGCUGUGUGUGUGUGUGUGUGUUUCUGGAAUUUGGUUCGAGUUCGAGGUUGAUAUUUUUGGCUGUUUUGUAUCGAUAUGACAUUGUGGGAAAGCAGUAAGAGUUGAUGAUGAAGGCCGUGUUCGCGCUCUAGACAAUGUGAUUUUUCAAGUUUUGACUGGAAAUAUAUGCAUUUCCAGCUAGAAUGAAAGAAUAACUCUCUUUUUGAAGAAGGAGAAGUGGUUUGGAAAUACUCCAUUGAUCUACAGAUGGAGGACUGCAGCAUUUUGUCCUGGAUAAUUUUUAUACAGUAUGUACAGGGUUGAGUGAGUGUAUGUUGUUUGUCUGUGUUUUUUAUUGAAUUCUUUGAAUAUGUUUUGUAAUAAUCAUUGUGGUGGUUUAAUAGCUACUUACUAUUUUUCUUCUUUGGAUACUAUUUUUUUGGUGGAACUUUGAAGUUUGAACGUAGGAAGAGGCCUUUUUCCUACUAUCCUACAGUUUUCUGCUGAGAUUACUGACCAUGUUUGCAAUAUAUCAGAAUAUUGACUACCCAUUUGAUAAA